Messenger RNA from Prorocentrum cordatum, 1919 nucleotides. The record is from the annotation of a GenBank genome assembly. NCBI's taxonomy places the organism in Eukaryota, Dinophyceae, Prorocentrales, Prorocentraceae.
AACGACGCUGGCGCUGUGGCGCGCGCCCAGCGUGCCCAAAGGGCUGCUGCGGGACAUGCUGCAGGGCGCGACCGAGGUCGUGGACGCAGGCGGCACGACGCCCGCCUUCGCGAUCACUCUGUUCAUCGCGGACCCGUGGCUGCGCGGGAGCAUGAUGACGUUGGAGGACGCCCCUGCGGAUGGAGGAGCUCCGGGCGACGCCGACGCGGACGCGCCCCUGCAGGCCCACCGGCAGCCGCACGUGUUCUACCUCUCGGGCAAGGUCACGGUGCACGCUUACCGUCAUCGCAGCUCCAGCGCAAGACUCGAGCCGCCGCAGUUCGCGAGCCUCGAUGCCCUGCCGUUCCGCAGGGGCAGAUCGCUGCUGGUGCUGCCGCUCCAGGCGGCGCCCGGGCGCCCCAUCCUCGGCGCGCUGCAGAUCUCGCCCGCGCCUCUGCGCGUGCCGCAGCGGCCGCAGCAGCCGCAGCAGCCGGCCACGGCCCGCGCGCAGACGUGGGCGCGGGAGGAGGCCGCCAGUUCCAGCACGCCCGGUGACACGCCGAGCGGCGCGGCGGCCCAUUCGCAGAGCGCGCGCGGGGCGCCAGACGAGCCAGGCGCCGGCGGCUGGCAGCAGGCCACCAUAUCCGCCGCGCAGGCGGAGGGCCUCCAGCUCCUCUGCACCACCGCCGCGGGCAUCGUCGACAUGCACUGCCGCAGCGAGGCCAGCAGGCAGCUCCAGAGCCGCGCGCGCGACUGCCUCUCCAUCGCGGCUGCGAUCCACGAGGCAAGGAACCUGGCCGAUUUCGAGAUGGUCGUGAAGACCCGUGUGGCCCGUUUCUUCAGCGUGGCGUUGGUGCGGCUGCUGUUCUAUUCGCCCGAGACCAAGGACGGGCUGCUCACCACCGCCACAAGGGCGCAGAGGUUGGGCGCCCACUCGGAAGGCCCGAGGCCGGCCGCGGUCGCGGGGCGCCGGAACUUGACCCGGUGCUCGAUCCAGGCCCGAGAUCUCCUGCAGCCCACCGUUGUGCUCUUGGCGGCCGCCUCUGCCCGGCGCGGCGGCUUCUCGUCGGCGUACGUGCACGAGCAGGCCGACGGCAUUGGCGCCACGGGCCGCCAGCGGGAGGCCAACAUGUUGUGCGGACCGUUGUUGGCCCAGUCUGCGGACGACCGCGAGCACGCCAUCGGCGUGCUGCAGCUGAUCGAGAAGCGCAUACGAGCGGACUCCGAGGCGAGCUUCGAGAGCGCCUUCCACGAGGAGACCGAGUCGAAUCGCGGCGCCUGUGACCCCUUCACUCCGGUUGACGAAAGCUUCUUCGCAGACCUCCUGAAGAUCAUAGGGAACGCGGCCUGGAGGACCAUGCAGGCGCAGGCUCACCGCCUCCACGGGGAGAAGGCGGAGUCCUUGAUGGAGGAGGCUCGACGGCGCGCCAGAGUGGCCCGUUUCGGGGGCAGCGUUAGCGGGGGGUGGGCUGGAAGUUCGAGGUUCGGAGGGCCGCCCAUGUUUCAACUGAUCUUCUUCUCAACGUUCUUCAUUGUUCUCAGGCGCGGUUGGUUUGAGCCACCCUGGAUGAGAACAUGUUGUAGCAUGUUUGUCCUUGCCAGUUGUGCGCCAGGGCGCUUUCUCGUAAGAGUAUGCUGCCUGCGCCUUCCCACUUAACAGGAGUGAGGGGAUGGCGGCAUCAUUGUUGACACAGGUGUCCGUGUGCCAAAUAUGAGCCCGUGCUUUAUCUCUUUUGGCUCCCUGUUCCAGCGUCGCAUUUGCGUUCAUUGGCAGCCUGUGCGAAAAUAGGUAUAUUCGCGUGCGCUCUCUAAUCGCAUACCCUUUUACCUCAAUGGUGGUCGAACAUGCCAAAGUUAGCAUGAGCACACCGAUAGGACAUGCCGCAUGGUGAAACCGUGUAAAGCAUGAGGGAAACGACGAUGUACAACAUGCAAGUGCG